AUGUUCGACUCGGGCGUCCGGUCUGCAUCUGACGUCUUUAAAGCGCUUGCUCUGGGUGCAAAGUUUGUAUUCGUCGGCCGCUUAUGGAUCUGGGGUCUCUCAAUAAUGGGCGAGACGGGAGUAAACCAUGUUAUGCGCGGGCUACUAGCUGACCUCGAUAUUCUGAUGAGUGUUGGAGAGUUCAGGAACAUUGGGGAGAUCACAAAAGAUUCACUGGAAAGUGGGCCGAAGAGUUACCCGCUUAUGCAUACUGCUAGCAAACUGUAG
Molecule: messenger RNA, 267 nt
Organism: Alternaria arborescens
Lineage: Eukaryota; Fungi; Ascomycota; Dothideomycetes; Pleosporales; Pleosporaceae
Exons: 1
Coding region: 1-267 (88 amino acids)
Molecular function (GO): oxidoreductase activity
Source: RefSeq, a predicted model, not a curated record